UCGGCUGUCGUGAGGGGCUGCCGGGUGGGAUGCGACUUUGGGCGUCCGAGCGGCUGUGGGUCGCAGUUGCCCCGGGCCCGGGGUCUGGAGAGCCGAGAUCCCCUCAGUGAGGGGAAGGAGGAGGGGGAACUGGGCACACCUGGUGACCCUGAGGUUCCGGCUCCUCCGCCCCGCGGCCGCGAACCCACCAACGGAGGAAGUUGGUUGAAAUUGCUUUCCGCCGCUGGUGCUGGUACCGAGGGUAUUGUCACAGUAGCAGCAACAUGUCGACUGGGGACAGUUUUGAGACUCGGUUUGAAAAAAUCGACAACCUGCUGCGAGAUCCCAAAUCGGAAGUGAAUUCUGAUUGUUUGCUGGAUGGAUUGGAUGCUUUGGUAUAUGAUUUGGAUUUUCCUGCCUUAAGAAAAAACAAAAAUAUUGACAACUUUUUAAGCAGAUAUAAAGACACAAUAAAUAAAAUUAGAGAUUUACGAAUGAAAGCCGAAGAUUAUGAAGUAGUGAAGGUGAUUGGCAGAGGUGCAUUUGGAGAAGUUCAAUUGGUAAGGCAUAAAUCCACCAGGAAGGUAUAUGCUAUGAAGCUUCUCAGCAAAUUUGAAAUGAUUAAGAGAUCUGAUUCUGCUUUUUUCUGGGAAGAAAGGGACAUCAUGGCUUUUGCUAACAGCCCUUGGGUUGUUCAGCUUUUUUAUGCAUUCCAAGAUGACCGUUAUCUCUACAUGGUGAUGGAAUACAUGCCUGGUGGAGAUCUUGUAAACUUAAUGAGCAACUAUGAUGUGCCUGAAAAAUGGGCACGAUUCUAUACUGCAGAAGUUGUCCUUGCAUUAGAUGCGAUCCAUUCCAUGGGUUUUAUUCAUAGAGAUGUGAAGCCUGAUAACAUGCUGCUGGAUAAAUCUGGACAUUUGAAGUUAGCCGAUUUUGGUACUUGUAUGAAGAUGAAUAAGGAAGGUAUGGUACGAUGUGAUACAGCAGUUGGAACACCUGAUUAUAUUUCCCCUGAAGUAUUAAAAUCUCAAGGUGGUGAUGGUUAUUAUGGACGAGAAUGUGACUGGUGGUCAGUUGGGGUAUUUUUAUAUGAAAUGCUUGUAGGUGAUACACCUUUUUAUGCAGAUUCUCUGGUUGGAACUUACAGUAAGAUUAUGAACCAUAAAAAUUCACUUACCUUCCCUGACGAUAAUGACAUAUCAAAAGAAGCAAAAAAUCUUAUUUGUGCCUUCCUUACUGACAGAGAGGUGAGAUUAGGGCGAAAUGGUGUAGAAGAAAUCAAACGACACCUCUUCUUCAAAAAUGAUCAGUGGGCUUGGGAAACACUUCGAGACACUGUAGCACCAGUUGUACCUGAUUUGAGUAGUGACAUUGAUACAAGUAACUUUGAUGACUUGGAAGAAGAUAAAGGAGAUGAGGAAACAUUCCCUAUACCUAAAGCUUUUGUUGGCAAUCAACUACCUUUUGUAGGAUUUACAUAUUAUAGCAAUCGUAGAUACUUAUCUUCAGCAAAUCCUAAUGAUAACAGAGCUAGCUCCAAUGCGGAUAAAAGCUUGCAGGAAAGUUUGCAAAAAACAAUUUAUAAGCUGGAAGAACAGCUGCAUAAUGAAAUGCAAUUAAAAGAUGAAAUGGAGCAGAAGUGCAGAACUUCAAACAUUAAACUAGACAAAAUAAUGAAAGAAUUGGAUGAAGAGGGGAAUCAAAGAAGAAAUCUAGAAUCUACAGUGUCUCAGAUUGAAAAAGAAAAGAUGUUGCUACAGCAUAGAAUUAAUGAGUACCAAAGAAAAGCAGAACAGGAAAAUGAAAAGAGGAGAAAUGUAGAAAAUGAAGUUUCUACAUUAAAGGAUCAGUUGGAAGACUUAAGGAAAGUAAGUCAGAAUUCACAGCAUGCUAAUGAGAAGGUGGCACAAUUACAAAAGCAGCUGGAAGAAGCCAAUGACUUACUUAGGACAGAAUCAGACACAGCUGUAAGAUUAAGGAAGAGUCACACAGAGAUGAGCAAGUCAAUUAGUCAGCUAGAGUCCCUGAACAGAGAAUUGCAGGAGAGAAGUAGAAUUUUAGAGAAUUCCAAGUCACAAACGGACAAGGAGUUUUACCAGCUGCAAGCUGCAUUAGAAGCUGAACGAAGAGACAGAGGUCAUGAUUCUGAGAUGAUUGGAGACCUUCAAGCUCGAAUUACAUCUUUACAAGAGGAGGUGAAGCAUCUCAAACAUAAUCUUGAAAGAGUAGAAGAAGAAAGAAAAGAGGCUCAAGACAUGCUUAAUCAUUCAGAAAAGGAAAAGAAUAAUUUAGAGAUAGAUUUAAACUAUAAGCUUAAAUCGUUACAACAACGGUUAGAACAAGAGGUAAAUGAACAUAAAGUAACCAAAGCUCGUUUAACUGACAAACAUCAAUCUAUUGAAGAAGCAAAGUCUGUUGCAAUGUAUGAGAUGGAAAAAAAGCUGAAGGAAGAGAGAGAAGCUCGAGAGAAGGCUGAAAAUAGGGUUGUUCAGAUUGAGAAACAGUGUUCCAUGCUAGAUGUUGAUCUGAAACAAUCUCAGCAGAAGCUGGAGCAUUUGACUGAAAGUAAAGAAAGAAUGGAGGAUGAAGUUAAGAAUCUCACUCUGCAGUUGGAACAGGAAUCAAAUAAGAGACUGUUGUUACAGAAUGAAUUGAAGACUCAAGCAUUUGAGGCAGACAAUUUAAAAGGUCUAGAAAAGCAGAUGAAACAGGAAAUAAAUACUUUACUGGAAGCAAAGAGAUUAUUAGAAUUUGAGUUAGCUCAGCUUACAAAACAAUAUAGAGGAAAUGAGGGACAGAUGCGGGAACUGCAAGACCAACUUGAAGCUGAGCAAUAUUUCUCGACACUUUAUAAAACCCAGGUAAAGGAACUUAAGGAAGAAAUUGAAGAAAAAAACAGAGAAAAUUUAAAGAAAAUACAGGAACUACAAAAUGAGAAAGAGACUCUUGUUACUCAGUUGGAUCUAGCAGAAACAAAAGCUGAAUCUGAGCAGUUGGCUCGAGGGCUUUUAGAAGAACAGUACUUUGAAUUGACCCAAGAAAGCAAGAAAGCUGCUUCAAGAAAUAGACAAGAGAUUACAGAUAAAGAUCACACUCUUAGUCGGCUCGAGGAAAUGAACAGCAUGCUAACCAAAGAUGUUGACUUACUAAGAAAAGAAAAUGAAGAGCUAACUGAUAAAAUGAGGAAAUCAGAGGAAGAGUAUAAACUGAAGAAAGAGGAGGAGAUCAGUAAUCUUAAGGCUGCCUUUGAAAAGAAUAUUAAUACAGAACGAACACUUAAAACACAGGCUGUUAACAAGUUGGCAGAAAUAAUGAAUCGAAAAGAUUUUAAAAUUGAUAGAAAGAAAGCUAAUACACAGGAUUUGAGGAAGAAAGAAAAGGAAAAUCGAAAGCUACAGCUGGAACUCAACCAAGAAAGAGAGAAAUUCAACCAGAUGGUAGUGAAACAUCAGAAGGAACUGAAUGACAUGCAAGCGCAAUUGGUAGAAGAAUGUACACAUAGGAAUGAGCUUCAGAUGCAGUUGGCUAGCAAAGAGAGUGAUAUCGAGCAAUUGCGUGCUAAACUUUUGGACCUUUCGGAUUCUACGAGUGUUGCUAGUUUUCCUAGUGCUGAUGAAACUGAUGGAAACCUUCCAGAGUCAAGAAUUGAAGGUUGGCUUUCAAUACCAAAUAGAGGAAAUAUCAAACGAUAUGGCUGGAAGAAACAGUAUGUUGUGGUAAGCAGCAAAAAAAUUUUGUUUUAUAAUGAUGAACAAGAUAAGGAGCAAUCCAAUCCAUCUAUGGUAUUGGACAUAGAUAAAUUGUUUCAUGUUCGACCUGUAACCCAAGGAGAUGUGUACAGGGCCGAAACUGAAGAAAUUCCUAAAAUAUUCCAGAUACUAUAUGCAAAUGAAGGUGAAUGUAGAAAAGAUGUAGAGAUGGAACCAGUACAACAAGCUGAAAAAACUAAUUUUCAAAAUCACAAAGGCCAUGAGUUCAUUCCUACGCUCUACCACUUUCCCGCCAACUGUGAGGCCUGUGCCAAACCUCUAUGGCAUGUUUUUAAGCCACCCCCUGCCCUAGAAUGUCGAAGAUGCCAUGUUAAGUGCCACAGAGAUCACUUAGAUAAGAAAGAGGACUUAAUUUCUCCAUGUAAAGUAAGUUAUGAUGUAACAUCAGCAAGAGAUAUGCUGUUGUUAGCAUGUUCUCAGGAUGAACAAAAAAAAUGGGUAACUCAUUUAGUAAAGAAGAUACCUAAGAAUCCGCCAUCUGGUUUUGUUCGUGCAUCCCCUCGAACACUUUCUACAAGAUCCACUGCAAAUCAGUCUUUCCGGAAAGUGGUCAAAAAUACAUCUGGAAAAACUAGGUAA
Miniopterus natalensis is the source of this 4328-nucleotide messenger RNA. It is a transcript of the gene ROCK1, whose product is annotated as Rho associated coiled-coil containing protein kinase 1. NCBI's taxonomy places the organism in Eukaryota, Metazoa, Chordata, Mammalia, Chiroptera, Miniopteridae. The record is from RefSeq and is a predicted model, not a curated record. Gene Ontology annotation, biological process: cortical actin cytoskeleton organization; embryonic morphogenesis; regulation of cell junction assembly. Gene Ontology annotation, molecular function: small GTPase binding; Rho-dependent protein serine/threonine kinase activity; ATP binding. Gene Ontology annotation, cellular component: cytoplasm; cytoskeleton; cytoplasmic stress granule.